Ostertagia ostertagi is the source of this 4104-nucleotide messenger RNA. Lineage: Eukaryota; Metazoa; Nematoda; Chromadorea; Rhabditida; Trichostrongylidae. The record is from the annotation of a GenBank genome assembly.
AUGUCAAACGUUGAGAGCGGUAUUACGCCAACUUUCCAUGAAGCAACUGUAGAUAUGGAUUCACAACUUCUGACCAUUCCAGUUCAAAGUGCUCCUGAGUCGAAAAUUGAGAGUGAUAUGGAACCACCAAGCCGAACACCCUCGCUUAGAAGCCUUGACAUAAAUCCACCUGCUGAUGUUGCACCCGCCUUAGUGGUGACAGACGCUCUCACGCCGAAAAGAGCUCCGCUUGAUUUUGAAGAUCAAGACGAUUACAACUCGCCAGCUGGUUUGAACAGGACUCAUUUUUCGCGGCCAACAUACCACAGACGACGAUUCAAAGAGCCGCCAAGAGUUGUGGAAGGUGCAGUGAAGGAACGUUUGGCUCCCUUCGGUCAGACAGCCACAAACAUGUCCUUUGAGCGUUUCGCUAACAAUUCGUUCGAGAAAAGAGGGCAUCCCGCUCCAGCUGUGCUCACGGCUAUGCUUCAGCAGCGGCAAAAUCAGGCAGCUCGCAGUGGUAGAGAGAGCUCACACCCAUGUGGAACAACACCGAAUUCUUUCCGUGACAAGCCAAUAUGCAGUAGUAACGAGGAACCAAGUCAACAGAUGGUGAAGAGCAAAGAAGAAAGAAAACGAUCAUUCAUCGAUAAUCAACAUCACCAGUAUGAGACAAGAACUCAGCAGGAAUGGAGAAGCAGCACCAGAAGCCAGUGGGAGGAAAGAAAGCUUGACGAAAACUUCAAUGAGGUUCGAAGUGGUGACUGGGCAGACGCAAAGCUACGUACGGAAAGCGAGAGCGCCAUACCGGUUGAUGUGCAGCAUCAAAUGGACAAACUCCAGAACAGCAGAUUGUCUGACCAAGUGUUCGACGAUCGUGAGGUGCCUGUAAAGCGCAUUGAGCUCUACAACGGCUCAACACCUACUCGAAUCUACACAACUCAACAAAUGCAAAAAGGCAGCAUCGGUGGAGAAAGGCCUGACCACCAGUUGCCUGUAAUUGGAUCACAAACGCCGGAAAAUCUGCGGAAAAGUCAAGGUCCGGGAAAUGUGCCAUAUCGAAUGGAUGGGGAAGAGUUGUGUAAACCAGGUCGUUCAACUGUAAUAUCGAAAGAGGCGGUCGAGCAGUUAAGGCAGUCGGUAGUUGCUGAAUCACGCUUGCCCUCAACACCUAGGAGGAAGACGUAUGAAAGUGAAAAUGAAGUGCCCCCUCCAAUAGAUAUCAAAGAUCUGUCAAUGACAGAUCCAGUGCCGAGAGGCUCCAUUGCUGCGCAGGACGCCCCGUAUGUGACGCCAACACGUGCACCACGUAUCUCUGUGAAUAUGAAAUCACCGUCGUCAUUGUGGAGUCCGACUUCUCGAGGAUGGGAACGCCGCAGAUUCAGCAGUGAUCGCGAAGAUAGCACACCAUACAAGUGGCAGGUCCCACAAGUUGACACUCGUAAAGGAAAUAGAGAACCUGAUGCACGUUCCAAUGAAAGCCGAACAAGUAAUUGUGGCAGUACAGUCAGGAGACAUGUACCAAGGGGAAGAAUACGCGAUUUGGCACGUCUCUUUGAUGGUUUGACUCGAGAAGCUCAGCGAGAAUCAGAGGUGCUCAGAGGGAAGUCGCUUCCACCUCCAAAACAGCGGUCGAAGUAUUUUCGAACACGCUCUUUACCAAGACCGCAGGAUUCGAUGACUCGUGAUGACACACAACCUCCGAAACAAGUGGCACCGUUUUCAAGUGUUCCUAAUGAAGAUCAUGCUCUGAAGAUUCCUUAUACGUCAGCGCACAGCGGUAUCGAGAGUCACGUUUCGACAGCUAAUCAGCCACACCUUCCAUCCUCUCAGAGAAAUAGCUGUAGUGAACCAGCAGAAGCGGGUGAAGCACCUCGCUUCGGCAUGGAAUGGUCGAGGCCUCAGCAACAUGACAAUGAAGCUAGGGGCGAUCACGAUGACGCGUCCACUGAUAGGGAUCUCGCUAGCGCUUUCGGUCGUGUACCUUCGAUACAUUCGCCGGAAAGCUCAGCCAUGUAUGAUACAAAACACUUAGGAAGUGCUGCCACUGGUAAUUACGGUAAUGAGAGAAUGCCCACCACAUCUGAACCUUGCGAGCAGCGGGCUGGGCAGAAUGCCACACACCCAGAGCCAGCGGAACAUCACUAUGCGGAGCCAGUAAUUAUGAGGACUGCACCACCACCUCAAAGGUUAUCUGUAAUCCAUCCUAAUAGUGGCCAGCAUGGCUACUAUGUACAACAUAGACGCGUUCAAAGCGAUCAACAACCGUACCGUGCGAGUGUCCAUGUGGUCCCUAAACCUGAGCCGACUUAUGCAAAAGUGCAACGUGUUAGCGCUAACCAGCACUAUCCGCUUAUUAGUCAACAGGGAACGCGUCGUGUGGAAUCUGUGAGCGCGUUACCAAGCGAAAGACAUUUUGAGAAUGUUGAAGCGGAGAAAGUGACUGGGGAAAUCGAUAGAAUGUUUGAAUUUGUGGAUGAGCACGAUGGACUAAGCACGUUAGGCCGUGAAACUGGAUCUGAAAGCGUUAUUGGUGUAGUGAAACACGGAGACUAUGGAACUGUACGAGGUGAUGACGUUGGGCACCUACCUGAAUUGCCACCUAUGCCACCGCAGCCUCCAACUCCACAUAAUCUAGAUUCUACGAGACGUCGAUCGGAUCAGCCACUGAAGUAUUCUAUUAGCGGUUACCGCGAUAUGCAGCGCAUACAGCGCAUGGGUCGAGUGUCAUCAGAUGCUCCUCCUCGAUUUUCCCCUCUAACGGCACCGACUCCUGGCAUUGGUGUGAGUACGUACAAGUCAAGAGAAGGAACUAUUGGGGAAAAGGUAAGCACCAUAAGCCGAUAUUCCCGCCCCAAUACGCAACCUUCUGCUCUGGCAACGUCCACACCAGUUAACUCUCCUUUGGGUACAGGGUUGUCACAAGGGCCACCUGAAGCACCGAACCUUGAUGACUCUUUCGUAAGCACUAUCACGACUGCCAGUCACCUUCACGAUGCCCAUGAGGAAUACAAACGCCAAAUUGCGAAGUUGAAUCAUCAAAUUCGGGUUCAAGAAGAACAGAUAGAAAUGACGCUAAAAGUGCUGGCUUUGGCGCGAAAGAAGCAGAAGUCAAUGCAAGAGCUGUCUGCACAGCGUACUCUUCUGCUGGCUCAUGAACGUCUUGAACUCUUGCGAUGUGAGGUAAAUCGCAUAUCGGCUCUCGCGGCUGUACGCAACCCACCUCCUCCCGUCAGCCGAGAUUUGCGUGGAACGAUGACAAUCUCGAAUAUCACAGUGCAUCUGAAUCGAAGCUUCUGUCAGAGACAGUAUGAUCACGAGACAUCUUAUGCUCUUCUGAUUCUUCUAAAGUGUGGCGCAGAAGUGGAGGCGACUGGUCCGAUAUCCUUGCUAGCACAUCAACCAGUGCGCAUUCGCCAGCUAACGUUUGCUGAGCACGUUCAGUUUUCCAACCUGCCAGUUGAUUUCAACGUAGUAGUGGAAGUGUAUGCCAUGAAAUUGCCCACCGCCAAACAAAUGGAGCAGUCGUGCGCCACAAACAUCGCCAACAAAUGCCGUAAUCUACUCAAUCCAGUCUCGGCGCACCGUCCAGGUCGCUCAGCAUACCGUAGCGAUGCUCAAGUGUCCGAGUUUGUUCGAUGUGGAUACAUAAUUCUGAAUCGGGAUACGGUGGGCGCUAAUAAGUUCUAUCUGGACGAAGCUGAGUACCCACUGGAAGGCAUAAUCGAAGUAUACGCACGCUGCACCACGCUUCCUCCAGCGAUUGAGGUCGACAAUAGAGGGUUCUUGACAAUGUAUCAAACGGUGAGUGGAAUGGCGUCAUGGGAGCGUUACUGGGCUGUUUUACGCCGUGGUAUGGUCUACUUCUGGCGCUAUCCGGAUGACGAGUCACUGGAAAAGCGUCCGGUGGCGUUCAUGGAUUUGAGCAAGUGCACCAACGAAGAGGUUAUGGCAUGCAGUCCAGAGCAGUGUCCUCGAGAAAACUCAUUCAGCAUUGAUAUGUUGGUCUCUACGACUCCUUCAAUGAUGGAAAAGAAGCGCGUAUUGCUCUCUGCGGAUUCCAACGAACUUCUUCAUGCCUGGCUACAGGCCCUGAAUGAAACCUUAUCGGUGCUUAGGGGAUAG